AUGUCAACACCAUUCAAUAUUAGUAAUAGUAUUAAUAUAAAUUAUCCAAAUAAUCUAAAUAGUCAUACUAUUGAUAAUAAUAAUAAUAAUAAUAAUAAUGAAGAUUUAAACUCAUUAUAUCCACCAAAUAACCAUCAUCACUAUACUAUUAGUACAAGUCCUAGUACUAGUUCAUUCUUUCCAAUAACAUAUACAACAAGUAAUAGUACUAAUAGUAAUACUAAUAAUAAUAGCAAUAGCAAUAAUAAUCAAAAUGGAAGUAGUAUAAAUAUUAGUAUUAGUAAUGGUGGUCAAAUUUUAUCAGGAUCCUCACCAAAUAAUCAUAACAAUAUUAAUAUUAAUAAUAAUAAUAUUAAUAAUAAUAUUAAUAAUAAUAAUAAUAAUACAUCAUUAAAUGGUGGCUAUUUUAGUAGUAGAUUAAAUAAUAAUUUAGAUUUUAAAAGUUAUGUUGGCCAAAGGAUUCAAACAAUUCAAAAUAAUAAUCUAUCAUCAUCAUCACACUUGACACCAACAAGAAAUAAUAAUAAUGAAAAUGAAAAUGCUUCAAAUUCUAUAAAUGGUGUAAUUAGUAGUCAUGAUAAUCAUCAAGGAUCAUUAUUAUAUCAAUCAAAUAUAUUUAGAGAUGGUUUUGGUACAUUCUUAAAAUCAUCCUACUUUAGUGAUGUAACUAUCAUUGCAAAUGAAAGAAAAUAUUUUCUUCAUAAAGUUAUUUUAGCUCAUUCUUCACAAUUUUUCUCUGAUCAUUUCGAUCAACAAGAACCAAUUGAAAUAAAUAAUAACUCAAAUGAUACUCCUUCUUCCUCUUCUCCACCAAUAAAUAAUAAAAAUAAUAAUAACAAUAAUAAUAAUAAUAAUAAUAAUAAUAAUAAUAAUAAUAAUAAUAAUAAUAAUAAUAAUAAUAAUAAUAAUAAUAAUAUAUUAACAACAUCAACAAAUAAUAAUAAUAGUAAUAUUAAUACAAGUAAUAAUAAUAAUGGAUAUUUUAAUUAUCUUGGUAAUAAUACCUAUGAAUUAAAGGGUGGUUUAUUUUUAGAAUUUUUUGAAUUGGUUGUAAUUUAUAUGUAUGAGGGUAAAGUUAAUCUUACACCAAAGAAUGCUUUACCAAUUUUAUGGCUUUCAAAUACAUAUUCAAUUAGAGGUUUAAAAAAAGUUACAACAUUUUAUUUAACAAGUUCAAUCACAAAAGAGAAUGCUUUAUCAAUGUUAAAUAAAGCAAUCAAUAUUGAUUCUGAAGAUUUGGUUUCAAAAUGUAUUACUGUAAUUUGUAAACAUUUUAAUCAAAUUAUAUUACCAAAUUCAUUUUAUAAAUUAUAUUUAAAUCAACAACAAAAUAAUAAUAAUAAUAAUAAUAAUAGUAAUCAAUUAAUUUUACCAAACUUUGGUAGUGGUCAUAGUCGUAAUAAUAGUUAUAAUGUAGAUGAAAAUAAUAAUAAUAAUAAUAAUUCAAAUAAUAAUGAUACUCAACAUACAUCAAAUUCUGAUGAAUCAUUUGUACAUUCUGUAGAUGAUAAUAAUAAUUCAAAUAAUAAUGAUGAAUUAUCUACUACAACAACUACAACUACUACAACUACUACGACUACUACUACAUCAACAAAUACAAAUACAUCAUCAAUACCAAUUUUAAUAACACCAUCAACAGAUAAACAAAUUAAUUAUCAAAUUUUAAAGGAUAGUGAAAAAUCAUUAGACCCAAAUACAAUUAAUACUAUACCGGAAUUAUUAUCAUUACCUUUAAAUAUUAUGAUUAGAUUAAUGAAACAAAAUAAUUUAUCAGUUUCAAAUGAAUCAAUAGUUUAUAAGACAGUUUUAAAAUAUAUUCAAUAUAAUAGAUCAAAUUUAUUGGAAAAAGAUAUUUGUUCUUUAUUUGAAGUCGUCAGAUUCCCAUUGUUUUCAUAUCAACAACUUGAAGAACUUGGUGAUACAUCAAUGGUUCCAUCAUUCUUAAUUACAGAGGCUUUAUUGCAAAGAUUAAAAAUUCAUGAAGGUCCAAAAGAAAAAGAUUUAAAAGAUCCAACAAAGGAUUCAAAAGAUUUAAAAGAAUCUUGUAUCAGUAAUGUUGGUAGUGGUGGUGGUGGUGGUGGUAAUAGUGGUAGCAAUAGUGGUAGUUCAUUAUCUGUAUCAACUACAACUACCACUACUACAACAACAAUAAUAACAACAUCAUCAUCAUCAUCAUUAAAUUUAAAUAAUCAAUCUAUCAAUAAUUUAAAUAUUCAAGAUUGUGAAGAGGGUGGUAAUUCAUUAACACAGAUGAGAAAAAUACCAAGAACUGCUUAUGCAACCUCUUUAGAGUAUUCUUUUGAUUUUGAUACAUUCGGUGUAUUUUAUUAUAUUGGUACAAAUGGAGGUAAAGAAGAAUGGUCUAAUCCUGCUCUAAGAGGUAGAGUUAGAGUAGCUUGUUCUUCACAAGAAAAAGGUAGUGUAAUUGAUUGUUUCAAUAGAACGAGCUCUGAAUUUUGGUCAAUGGAUGUACCUGCCUCUUGGAUUUCUGUUAAUUUAGGUUCAAGUAGAACAAUGGUACCAACUUGUUACACUCUUAGACAUGGUGGUAAUAGUAAAGCUGAUUGUUUAAGAAAUUGGACUUUGCAAGGUUCCAUGGAUAGUAAAAAUUGGACAGUAUUAGUUAGACAUAGUAAUGAUGCAUCAUUAAAUGGUAAUUUUAGUACUUGUUCUUGGCCAAUACCCAAUUGUACUCAAGCAUAUAGACAUUUUAGAAUUUUACAAACUGGAAGAAAUUCUUCAAAUCAUAACUUUUUAUCAAUAUCUGGUAUUGAAUUUUAUGGGGAUUUAUAUGAAACAAGAGUUUCUCAAAAUUAA
This is a messenger RNA of Dictyostelium discoideum AX4, 2817 nucleotides long. RefSeq lists its product as hypothetical. The record is from RefSeq and is a predicted model, not a curated record. Lineage: Eukaryota; Evosea; Eumycetozoa; Dictyosteliales; Dictyosteliaceae. The coding region runs from base 1 to 2817 and encodes 938 amino acids. The transcript has 2 exons.